Messenger RNA from Diaporthe batatas, 1452 nucleotides. RefSeq lists its product as uncharacterized. NCBI's taxonomy places the organism in Eukaryota, Fungi, Ascomycota, Sordariomycetes, Diaporthales, Diaporthaceae. The coding region runs from base 1 to 1452 and encodes 483 amino acids. The transcript is spliced from 5 exons. The record is from RefSeq and is a predicted model, not a curated record. Gene Ontology annotation, molecular function: iron ion binding; oxidoreductase activity, acting on paired donors, with incorporation or reduction of molecular oxygen; monooxygenase activity.
AUGGCGCCUCUAACACCAGCCCCUGCGAGCCUGAAGAUAACAGGCGUCGCCAUCUACAACGUGUUCUUCCACCCACUAUGCAGAUUCCCCGGAUCAAAGUGGUGGGCAAUGAGCCGCAUACCGUACCUGCUCAUGGUGUGGAGCGGCGACGAACACAAGCAUGUUUUGAGAAUGCACCAAAAGUACGGGGAAGUGGUCCGCUUGGCUCCGGACGAGCUUUCUUUCCUGACACCGCGCGCCUGGGACGACGUUAUGGGCCACCGUAAGGUGGGCCAGGCAGAAAAUGGCAAGGAAGAGUGCUACUCCGGAAGCAUGGGCAAUAGCAUUGUCGCCAGCAAGCGCAACGAGCAUACACGCCUGCGAAGAGUCUUGUCUCACGGUUUCUCAGCCCAGUCCAUGCUCAAACAAGAGCCGAUCAUCCGCAAAUACGUGGACCUGUUCAUCAAGCAGUUAUACGAGAUCGGCGCGGACAACAAACAGGUAAACUUGAUGCGGUGGUAUAACUUCUGUACUUUCGACAUCGUGGGAGACUUGGCCUUUGGCGAGCCGUUUGAAUGCCUCACCAAGCGCGACUUUCAUCCCUGGGUAGCCAUAAUCUUCGACAGCAUCAAGUUCAUGGCGAUAUCGAUUGCCAUGAAGCACUUUCCACUUGUCUAUGAGAUUCUUGAAAGGUGCAUCCCCAAGGAUAUACGAGAGAAAGACGAAGAACGGCGGCGGUUCUCUCAUCAGAAGGUCCUGAGACGCAUCGAGUCGGGGACAUCACGACCUGAUUUCACCGAGUCCAUGAUAUCGCGAAAGGACGAGCAGAAAAUGACGCCAGUUGAAAUACAAGAGAACGCGGAGAUCCUCAUAAUAGCAGGUUCCGAAACCACGGCGACAACACUGUGCGGCGCGACUUAUCUCCUGACAACAAAUCCCAGGUGCCUAGAAAAGAUCAAAGAGGAAAUUCGCUCUUCAUUCCAGAACGAAGAUGAGAUCAACAUCACCAAUACGGCCAAGUUGCGAUAUACCCAGGCUGUGCUGGACGAGACCAUGCGUCGCUACCCUCCUGUAGCAGCAGCAACGCCGAGGCAAACACCGCCAGAAGGGAACAUAAUUCUCGGCGAACACAUUCCAGGAAAUACUGUUCUUGGAGUGUGGCAUUGGCCCAUGUACCACAGCGAGACCAACUUCAAACGCCCUUUUGACUUCUGCCCAGAGCGGUGGCUUGGAGACCCAGAAUUUGCCAACGAUCGAACAGACGCCUUUGAGCCAUUCUCCUUCGGGCCCAGAAAUUGUUUGGGGCGAAAUCUUGCAUACGCAGAAAUGCGCACAAUUCUAGCUAGAGUGAUCUGGAACUUUGAUAUCAAGCUCGGAGAUGGUUGCGAUGAUUGGAUGAAUAAGCAGAAGGUCUGGAAUCUGUGGGAUAAGUCGGACUUGAACGUCUAUCUGACUCCUAGGAUUAAGGCUUGA